Adineta ricciae is the source of this 1650-nucleotide messenger RNA. The record is from the annotation of a GenBank genome assembly. NCBI's taxonomy places the organism in Eukaryota, Metazoa, Rotifera, Eurotatoria, Adinetida, Adinetidae.
AUGACGUCUGCAUUAACCACUACAAAUAACACAAGUUCAAAAGAUGAAGACGUUGCCUUUUGGCUUCAUAAUAAACUUGGCUCGCAUGCUGAUCUAUGGUCAUCAUUCAGCAUCAGUUCAACGCUCACACAAGAGCAUUUGUUGUCGAUUAAAUCGAUUCUAUGGAGUUUAGAUACACUAGUAAAAAUCAAGCUAUUGCUCUCCUUCAUUCAUAUACCGAAACGAAAUAUUAGUGAAUGGGAAACUCUCUUAAAUGAUAUCAUCGAAUUAAGUCGAAAAGAUAGUGUAGGCGAUCAAUGGGUUGCAGUAAUUAGUGAAAUAAUGAAAACAUUUCCAGAUAAAUCAUUGUUUAAUCUUGAUUUAACCGAUCAAGAAUGCGAAGGUUUUACCAGCGGCAUACAGGAACUACGGAAAACUGUCAAGAAAAAUAAUGAUACUACACAUCUCCCAUUGGAAUCGUGUUAUUUAGGAAGAAGUGCAUUAAAAAUGUUAACUGGUGAUAUUCCAAAUCCUCCAAAGUGCUUUAGUCUUAUACGUAAAGCUAAAUCAGCUCGAAUCAGACAAGAACUAUUAGAAAAAAGCGCUCAAACAUCCAAAACAAAGAAAACAUCAGAUUAUGCGGCUAUCACUGGAUCCCGACGAUCAGUUGAUGAAUAUUCUUCAUUUUAUUCUGCAUCAAGUUCCACACCAAAACCGUCCAACGUUGGCUUUCUCAAAUCCACGCCUAUUAGCGCUACAUCAGGUAUUAUUGGCACGUCACGAUUACACAGUCGGCGCGAAGGAAAUGUUAAACUACUCUCAUUGGAAGAGGAACAAGCGUUAAACGACAAAAAACGGAAGAAACCAUCAGUCGAUGAUGAGGAUAAUACCAAUGAGAAGAAAUCUACCCGUAGUAAGAAAGCGACUGCACAGCAACCAAGCGUCGACCGGUUAGACAGCACCAUUGAUGAUACACUUCACACUUCAUCAACAACGGUAACAGCGAAUCACGAACCACAAGAAUCAUCUACUCCGACACAACCUGAACCAUACGUUCCUUAUAUUUCGCCAGCGACCUAUGCACCGUUGAGUCUCAACGAAAUGCCGGCAACGCCGAACCCUGUUAUGCUUAAUGCAUCGAAUGAUCUUUUCUAUGGUCUUCAUCAUCAACGUUUCGAAAGAAGCUAUUCAUCAAAUAGCAACAAUAAUAAUAACAAUAAUAUGAAUUCCAACAGAUCUGAUUUAGAUUUACUUCUGAAUACUUCGCCAACACGAACGGAUUUCAAAUUAACAAACGAACAAAUCGAAUUUGCGCGUGACCUAUUUCGUUCGAGCACAUGUUUAACACGAACUGACAAAAGUCGAAUUCUUUCAUUUAUCGCUGGUGUUCGCGAUAGUUCAGCAGAUGCUAACGUCCCCGAUAAUCCAGUUGUUACAAUAAAAUUAAAUGAGAAAGGUGAAACAGUUCUUGAUCAAAAUACCGGUCAGCCGCAGCAAUAUUUUGCUGAAACAUUCUUUCAAAUGAAUACCACGACUGGCGAAUGGAAGCAUGAAAUAAGACAAACAACAGCAGUGACACAUGGAUCGACGAUUAAUGAUUCAUUUCGCCAUUUGAUACCAAUCAAAAUUGCUUAUAAUGUAGGACAAGUAAUUUCAAACGAUAUCAAUUGA